AUGUCCGUCUCCGAUCACCCCCAGCCUCCGUAUCCCCUCCACGAGUCCGUCCGGGACAAGCUGGACCCGGAGUACGUCAAUUUCUACAACAAAUACAUCGUCAACCAGCAGCAGGUGCACCUGCAGCCCGUCGAGGCCUCGCGCACAAGCGGGGUGCUCAUUCCCGGCGGUGGGCCGCUGCUGGAUGUCGGCAAGACCGAGGACAUCACCAUCGCGCGCCGCGAGACCGAAGGCCCCGAGAUUUCCCUGCGCUGCUUCACCCCGAGCGGCGAGAAACCUGCAGCCGGCUGGCCGGUGAUGCUGUACUUCCACGGCGGCGGAUGGGUGCUGGGCAACAUCAACACCGAGAACCCGGUGUGCACGAAUCUACUCGCCCCGGAAAACCGCUGGCCCGCCGCUGUGCACGACUGCUGGGAAGCGCUCCUCUGGCUCAUCAACGACGGCCCGUCGCGCCUCGCCAUCGACCCGACCAAGAUGGCCACCGGAGGCUCCUCGGCCGGCGGCAAUCUCGCCGCCAUCAUCACGCACAAGGCGCUCACGCUAUCGCCGCCCGUGCGGUUCCGCGCCCAGCUGCUCUCCGUGCCCGUCAUGGACAACACAGCCACCGUUGCCAACAACGAGGCCUACCGGCUCUACGAGCACACCCCUGCCCUGCCCGCCGCCAAGAUGCUCUGGUACCGCAACCACUACCUCCCCGAUCCGAAGGACUGGGACCAUCCCGAGGCCAGCCCGCUGUUCUACCAGGGUGACUGGGCGCAGCUGCCGCGGGCGCUGGUCAUGGUCGGCGAGUUGGACGUGCUGCGCACCGAGGGAGAGCAGUAUGCGGAGAAGCUGAUCAAGGCGGGCAUCCCGGUCGAUCUGCAGGUGAUGAAGGGCAUGCCGCAUCCGUUUUUGGCCAUGGAUGCCGUGCUGUCCGAGGGAAAGCGGUGCAUUACGCUGAUGUGUGAUUUGCUCAAGGAGGUGUUUUGGUCGGCCUAA
Messenger RNA from Aspergillus terreus NIH2624, 978 nucleotides. Its product is annotated as alpha/beta hydrolase. Lineage: Eukaryota; Fungi; Ascomycota; Eurotiomycetes; Eurotiales; Aspergillaceae. Gene Ontology annotation, molecular function: hydrolase activity. The record is from RefSeq and is a predicted model, not a curated record. The coding region runs from base 1 to 978 and encodes 325 amino acids. The transcript has 2 exons.